Gallus gallus (chicken) is the source of this 4387-nucleotide messenger RNA. It is a transcript of the gene LGR6, whose product is annotated as leucine rich repeat containing G protein-coupled receptor 6. Gene Ontology annotation, cellular component: membrane. Gene Ontology annotation, molecular function: protein-hormone receptor activity; protein binding. The transcript is spliced from 18 exons. The record is from RefSeq and is a predicted model, not a curated record. The coding region runs from base 161 to 3016 and encodes 951 amino acids. Gene Ontology annotation, biological process: G protein-coupled receptor signaling pathway. Lineage: Eukaryota; Metazoa; Chordata; Aves; Galliformes; Phasianidae.
AUCCAACAAUGCCUUCCCUUCCCCGGCUGCAUCCCCACCGCUCUCCCCAUUGCCGCAGGUCGGGCGCGCGGUGACGGAGCGCCCCGGGGCGUCCCCUCGGUGCAGCUCUCAGAGUGGGGUUGAUCCCCCCCGGCUCCCCACUGCUUGCAGCGAGCUGAGGAUGGAGCGCUUCGUGUUCUGGGGCGUUCUGCUGGCGUGCUGUGCCCGCAUCCGAGCGGCGGAGCCGGGCGCUGUGCCCCCGUGCCCGUCUCAGUGUCACUGCGAGCAGGACGGCGUCGCGCUGUCGGUGGACUGCUCCGAGCUGGGGCUGCCCGAGGUCCCCUCCGCCCUGAGCCCGCUGACCGCCUACCUGGAUCUGAGCAUGAACAACAUCAGCCAGCUGCAGCCCAACGCCUUCCGCCGCCUGCGCUUCCUGGAGGAGCUACGCCUCUCUGGAAACCAGAUCUCCAGUAUCCCAGGGGAAGCUUUCUCUGGCCUCUACAGCCUGAAGAUUCUGAUGCUGCAGAACAAUCAGCUGAGCCGCAUCCCUGCAGAGGCACUGAGAGAUCUUCCAAACCUCCAAUCUCUACGCCUGGAUGCCAACCUCAUCUCCGUGGUGCCCGAGGAGAGCUUCGAGGGGCUGCAGUCCCUGCGGCACCUCUGGCUGGACGACAACGCGCUGACGGAGAUCCCGGUGCGGGCGCUGAACCGCCUCCCAGCGCUGCAGGCCAUGACGUUGGCGCUCAACCAGAUCUGGCGCAUCCCUGAUUACGCCUUCCAGAACCUCAGCAGCCUCGUGGUGCUGCACCUUCACAACAACCGCAUCCAGCGCCUGGGGGCCAACGGCUUCGAUGGGCUGCACAACCUGGAGACGCUGGAUCUCAAUUACAACGAGCUGCUGGAAUUCCCGGGGGCCAUUCGGACGCUGGGCCGGCUGCAGGAGCUUGGUUUUCAUAACAACAACAUCAAAGCUAUCCCAGAGAAUGCAUUUGUUGGGAAUCCCCUUCUCCAAACAAUCCAUUUUUAUGACAACCCCAUCCAGUUUGUUGGACAGUCUGCCUUCCAGUACUUGCCAAAGCUACACACUCUGUCUCUCAAUGGUGCAACGGACAUCAGAGAAUUCCCAGACCUAAAAGGCACCACCAGCCUAGAAGUUUUGACGCUGACCCGGGCGGGCAUCCGCCUCCUCCCCAGAGCUGUGUGCCAGCAGCUGCCCAACCUCCGUGUCCUAGAGCUGUCACACAACAAAAUCGAAGACCUGCCCAGCUUCCACCGGUGCCAGCGGCUGGAGGAGCUUGGUCUCCAGCACAACAGAAUCCACGAGAUCAGAGCGGACACCUUUGUGCAGCUGACAGCCCUGCGCUCCAUAGACCUGAGCUGGAACGACAUCCAUUUCAUUCACCCCGAUGCCUUCGUGACGCUGCGCUCGCUCACCAAGCUGGAUCUGUCAGACAACAGGCUGGCAGCGCUGCCGCUGGGCGGGUUGGGCAGCCUGACCCACCUGAAGCUGCAGGGCAACCCGGCGCUCUCCGAGCCCUUUGCUGAGGACAGCUUUCCCAAAUUAAGAGUCCUCGAGGUACCUUACGCCUACCAGUGCUGCGCCUAUGGAAGCUGCAGUGGGUUCUUCAGAGCGUCCAACCAGUGGGAGGCAGAAGGCGCGAGCCCUGAGGAUGAAGAUCCCCACAGGAGGGCCCUGGAGCUCUUCCCAGGUCACGCAGACAACCACUAUGACCUCGAGGCUGAUGAGCUCCAGCUGGACCUUGAGGACUCGAAGCUGCACCCCUCUAUCCAGUGCACGCCCAGCCCCGGUCCCUUCAAGCCUUGUGAGCACUUGUUUGAGAGCUGGAUCAUUCGCCUGGGCGUCUGGGUCAUCGUUCUGGUCUCGGUGCUCUGCAACGGGCUGGUGGUCCUGGCCGUCUUUGCCUCUCCCAGCUACCUCUCUCCAGUUAAGUUUGUCGUCGGCUCCAUAGCCGGAGCCAACACGCUGAGCGGCGUUUCCUGCAGCAUGCUGGCCCUCGUGGACGCCCUGACCUACGGCCACUUCGCACAGUUCGGCGCCAGGUGGGAGAGCGGCACGGGCUGCAGGGUGACCGGCUUCCUGGCCGUGUUCGCCUCCGAAGCCGCCAUCUUCCUGCUGACGUUGGCUGCGGUGCAGUGCAGCGUUUCGGUCUCCUGCGCGCGGGGCUGCAGGAAGGCGCCCUCCCUCGGCAGGGUGAAGGCCGCAGCGCUCGGCUGCCUCGUGCUGUCCUCCGCAGCUGCGGUUCUGCCUCUCUUCUCCAUCGGGGAGUACGGAGCAUCCCCGCUGUGCCUCCCAUACCCCAUCCCGGGUGGGAAACCUACCACCCUGGGCUUCACCGUGGCCCUGGCGAUGACGAACGUGCUCUGCUUCCUGGUGGUCACGGGCACCUACAUCCGACUGUACUGCAGCCUGCUGAAGGGCGAGUGCGGCACUGUCUGGGACUGCGCCAUGGUCAAGCACGUGGCCUGGCUGAUCUUCACCAACUGCCUCCUCUACUGCCCGGUGGCCUUCCUCACCUUCUCUUCCACGCUCAACCUCUUCCUCAUCACCCCGGAGGUCAUCAAAUCCGUCCUCCUGGUGGUCCUGCCCCUGCCCGCCUGCCUGAACCCCGUGCUCUACCUGCUCUUCAACCCCCACUGCAGGGAUGACCUCCGCCUGCUGUGGCAGAAGGGCCGGGACAGGGGCAGCUGCCCCCAGCCCUGCGGGCUCGACGACACGGAGAAAAGCUCCUACGACUCCACGCAGGCUCUGGUCAGCUUCUCUGACAUCGACCACAUAUUCGAGACGCCCGACUCCCUGGGAGCGCCCCCCAUCCUCGACAGCUACCGCUUCCCCUCCACGACGCUCGUGCCCUGCCAGCAAAGGAUGGGCGCCGGGGGGAGGGAGCGGGGCUGCUCCGAGCACUGCCUCUGCCUCAGUGACAGCGUGGUACUGACGGCUCCAGAGAGCGGGGAGCCGCCCUCCCGCAGCCCCCGGGCCGCCUCCUGCCCCCCCCCGCCCUACAUCUCUCACGUAUAGAGCUCGGAGCAGCCGUGCCCACAGCGCGGAGAGCCGGCGCGGAGCUGGGCGGCCAGCAAGGUGCCAGCGGGCUGCUUCACCUCCAGCACCAGCACGACCCGCCUACCCUCACCCCCCCACACACGCUGCCCGUUGCCAAGGUCCUGGAAGGGCUCUGACAGCUCCAGACGCUCCAGGCUGGCCACGGGAGGGGACCACGUUUCCCUGCUAGGGACUGCGUGGGAGGGAUCCCACCGGCUCAGGGAGACCCUCCUCCUCAUGGGCGGCAAAACCCAGCCCUAAGGACAGCUCAGUACACACAAAGCAGUGCUCUGCAGCAGAGACACAUGGAGGCAGCCCGCUGCAACCACACAGUCACCCAUAGGUGGUGGUAACCCCGGGUCCCUGCGGGCUUGCCGUUCCCUGGAAGUGGGCUUGUGUGCCCUUCACACCACCAGCUGCAAGGGCAGAGGAGAUGGGUUAUGAGCAGUGUACUCAUUGGGGCAGCUGAUGUCCAGGUGGUUUCUGUGCUGGGAGCCUUGCCGCUGGGCAGCGCCCACUCCUUCAGCCAACACCUGGGGCUGGGAUGCUGGGAUACUGCUCUUCCAACCCAACAAUGGGUCUCUGACUCCCAGAGCAGUCAAAUCCAAACUCCUCUCCCAAGAAACCCACAUGCUUUGCCUGUAGUCACCUGGCCAGAGUGUCCAGGAGGACAUGGGCCUCCCUCCCCCCCCCCCCCCCAGUGCCCUCCACCUUCGCACCUCCUGCCCAGAGCUGCCAGAUUCCAUUGGGAAUCGUGGGGAUGGGGUUCAUUCCCUGCCCCAAACCUCACCCUGUAACAGCUCUCACUUCAGGAGCACGUGUUCCCCCCACAGAACAGCCUAUGUGGGGGCUGUGCUUGUCCCCCCUGUUGUGAGGACAGAAGGGACAUAGAAGGGAACAGAAAUCAGCUCUGUGGAUGGCGGUGUCAGGAGGACGCAGUCCACUGCAAAUGGUCCCACAUUCUCUUCCCAUGGCUCAGGGAUCUCCCAGAUCCAUUCUCCCCAUCACAACACCACCCCCCCACCGCCUGGCGCCCGCGGUCAGCCCUGGGCAAAGCUUUGGUCCUGCUGGUGUUACCACAGCUGUAUCAGCCACCCAUCGCUGUGAGAUAAUAAAGGAGCCGCGCUGCUGACCAGUGGCUGCUUUCUGACCUUUGCGUUGUGCCCUGUUGGUUUGCCCUGCGGCUGCCCCCCCCCCCCCCCCCGGGGAGGUCUUUAUGUGCCUAAUUGUGUGUUGUUGUGUGUCGUUUUUUUGUGGUUGUUUGUUUGUUUUUUUGUUUUUGUUUUUCCCCUCCUGCAUUUCUUUCCAACUGAAUCAAUCAAUUAAAAUAACCGGAUUGUUCUCCUCUUC